This is a messenger RNA of Lymnaea stagnalis (great pond snail), 23940 nucleotides long. NCBI's taxonomy places the organism in Eukaryota, Metazoa, Mollusca, Gastropoda, Lymnaeidae. The record is from the annotation of a GenBank genome assembly.
ACUGCGCAUGUGUAUAUGUUAUGUUUACAUGUUUCUGUUCAGUGUACGAUACAACUUUUUUUGAUCGACAAUCGACACCGGUUUUUUCGAAAUAAUUAACAUAAAACUUAAAUUAGCAAUGGUAUUAAGUUUAGUACGCUAGCUAUGUGAUGUUUCGAUUAAAAUAUUUAGGCUUAUUAUAUAAUUCUUCACCUAACGUCUCUAGAUCUUAGCAGACUAGCUAGGCCUAGGCUAGUGCUAGGGCCUAGAGUGGGAAGAGUUGUAAGUGUAAGUGUAAGUAAAAUUAAUAUAAGUAUUAAUUUUAAUUGAUUUUAGUAUUGAAAUUAAGUUCAGUUGUACAAUCAAUUAGUAUUUAGUGAUUAGCCUAGUCCUAGUCUAUUACCGUAGGUGUAGUGCAGGGCUAGAGUUCUGAAGGUCCCGUGUCCAUACAUGUGACUGUACUAUAACUUAACUAUAAGGCCAAUUUAAGUGGUCUGUGCCAGUCAUGACAGUGUAAGAAGGUUAAAAAGCCAUAGCUUGGGAAGGGGCUGAGGUAAACUUGGCUAAGUGGUGAAUUUAAACAGUUAAAAUCAUUAAAAGACAUUGUUGAGGGCAAUGUUCCCUCUAAGGUUUGUUGGUUUGUGUGCAAAAUCAUACAGUUGUGAUCAAAGUUUUACAGCUUCAAUUUUUUUGUGUGCAAAAUUUUACAGCCCACUCACUUUCAUGGAAAUUUGCUGCGCGGUACUCAUAACUGCUGCGCGGCGUCUGUGAGAUAGCUGCGCGGCCGCACAGCUUAAAGGGAACAUUGGUUGGGGGCUUAGUGGUUAAAAAAAAGGGGGGGGGGGGGGAUGACUGCAAGUCUCAGCUGCCACAGACUUCACAGAGCCAUGACUUGAAGGACUCUUAUGGACUAUGGAGAGGAGGAGGAUGUGGUGACAAGGGAGAGAUUGUUCCAACGAAGAAUGAAUAGGACAGGGUGGAAAUCUUGUUUAUCCAAGAGUUUGAAGAGUUCAGCUUUGUUGAUCUCAAUAAUCAUGCUGUUAUUGAUUUUGUGCAACAUCCCUAGUCUGUUGAUUCUCCUUCUUUCUUCUAGAUUGGUCCAUCCGAAGUUGUUGAGCAUGCAUGUGACUGUGCCACUCUCUUUGUCUCUAUAGUUGUUGUAGGCAUAUCUCUCUGCACUCUCUCGAAAAGAGUUUUGUCCUUUUGGUUGUGUGGACUCCUAUGCCUACACUAUGGUGUUGUAUUUUGCUGCUUUCACUUUCGGUGUACAUUACCUGAAAUUCCUCAGCAAGAAACCAACUGAGCUGUUUACUUUUGCAGAUAUGUUAUGAAUAUGUUUGCUCCAUGACCAUGUGCCAUGUGAGGUUGUCGAUGAAUGUUACUCCCAGGUACUUUCAGGUAUUGUUUUGAGUUUGUGUCCAUGGAGAUAAUUGGGCGAUAGUGGUUCCUUUUUUAUAGAUCGGAUGUUGAUGAAUACACAUUUGCUUGGGAUUGCAUUCCAUCUGCCAAUUAUGCUCCCAAUUCUCUAGUGCUGAUGGAGGCCCUGGUUUCCUUGAUUCUGAACUCUUCUGUAAAGUGAACUGUUGUCUGCAAAUAAUUUUACACUUGAGUGUUUAACUGCCUCUGGGAGCUGGUUGAUAUAUAAGAGGAAUUGGAGUCCUAACACUGUACCUUGUGGCACUCUGGAAGUAACUCAUGCUGGUGUUGAUUGAACUCCUUUGAUUAUUAACCUUUGUGUUCUCUCUGACUCUGUAAAAGUGAAGCUUAUGCUGCAGUUGCUGGUGAGGAACCUUGUCGAAUGCUUUGGAGAUGUCAAGUAAGACAGCAUCGACACGAUCUCCCUUGGCAAGGUUUUGUGUGAUAUCAUGCACUGUCACUAAGAGUUGAGUUUCACUUGAGCGAUUUUUAUGGAAGCCACGUUGAACAUCAGUGAAUAUUUUGUGCCUUUCAAGGUGUUUCAUAACUGUGUUAUGGAUGAUGUGUUCCGGAUCUUUCAGUUUAUUGAUGUCCGAGAAACAGGCAGGUAAUUUGUAGGUUUAGUGUUUUUCGCCUUACUUGAAGAUUGGGCAAACUAGGGCCUCCUUCCAGUCCUGCGGUACACUUCCCUGAUCAAGUGAGAUGUGGAACAGUUUUGUAAGGAUUGGGGAAAGUUCCUCUGCUCCGUUCUUUAGUAGGAUUUCAUCUGGUGCAGUGGCCUUGUAAAGACUCAGUUUAUUCAGGAGUUUAAAAACUCCUGCUUCUGAGAUGGCUUUUUUUCCAUGGCUGGGUAGUUGCUCUUGCCUUUGUUAAGGAUUGACUGGGUGUUCUUCACUGUUAAUACCAACUGAAAUUGAGCAUUAAGAGUUUCUGCUUAAAUUUCACUAUUGCUCUUAAGGAAACCGUCUUUGUUCUUUAAUGUGCCGACACCCUACGGAUCUUGGUGUUGACUCUUCAUGUGUGACCAGAAAUAUUUAGGAGCCUUUGUGAAAUCCUCGCUGACUAUGUCCUAUGUUUUCAAUCCUCGCUGACUAUGUUUUCAAGGUAGGUUUUGCUUGCUUUCUUAAUUGCAUAUCUACCUUAAUUCUUUAAGCGCUUCUACAUAUCUUUGUCCUUCUUCUUUCCUUAUCUUGCUUUUUUGUGUGCUCUAUUUCCUCCGAAAAGCUCGCCAUAUCUCUUUGUCUAUCCAGGCAUUGGUGUAACAAGGUGUGAGUUUUACGGGUAUGUGUUUGUCCAUGAUAUUUUUUAUCUUGUCCUUGAAAUUAUUCCAGAAUUUCUUUAUAUUUGAUGUGUAAGUUGUAUUGGUUUUUAUUUCCUUUGCAUAUGUUCUUAGGUCCUGUUUAAUGGCCUUGUUCUACAUGAAGAUCUUACAUCUUGGGGGCCUAGGCUUGAGCGGUUGUAAAAGUGUUUUAUACAGCACAAUGUCAUGGCCACUUUUUCCUAUUGGUGGUAAAGGUUUGCAACAUAUUGUAAAGGUUGGAUGCGUUGUCAUGAUGAUUUCUAAGAUGUUGUCUUCUGUAUCAACUAUUACAUUCUUGCAUCCCAUGCAUAGUGCAGCAUAGUCAUAUAUGAUAAGUGGUGUUUCACAUACCACUGUUCACUGAGCCCUCUCAGAUCCAAUCUGAGUGAAAAAACAAAAAGACUUAGCACAUCUCAAAAGAAAAUUAUUUCCAGCAUUGUAGAACAUUUGCUUUUGCUUCUGUCAUUCAGAAAAGGUGGGAAAUUUACCACUUUGUUGGUAAGUAAAAAAAAUCAUGUUCUGGUUUGGUAUGCUGUUUAAAUGGUUAUCCUUUUAUUGAUAAGAUAAAAUUCUUUUACUGAUCCAAAUAAAUGGAAAAUUUAUUUUUUAUGAAAUUAUACUUAUUCAUUUCAGCACAUAAGACACAGCUUUUAAAAUAGAAACAUUUCCAUAAUUUAAUAAUUUUUAAAAUAGAAAAAUUUAAACAAUUAAUGUGUGAAAAGUCAACAGGGUUUGAGUUUAUAUAAACUCCAUGAAAGCAAUUGUGUAACAUGAACUCAAGCAAAUAUGAAAGAAAAAGAUCACACCUUGUGCCAAACUGUCUUUUUCAGUGUGCAUUUUGUACGCAUCCACAUAUUUUCAACAUCCUGUGUGUAUACCAGCAUCAUUUUGUUGAUAAACCACAACAAAGUUAUUGUAGAUUCUUUGUCUGAACUGGUUUAUGUUUGAAUAAGCCGCCCGUUCACCUGAUACAAUAUGUGAGCUUGCGAAGGAUAUAUCUCUAUGCACUCAUGUAACAUGAUUGCACAUCGAUCUGGCACUUCAGCGAGAAAACAGUGCCCACUCUCACUUUCUAAACCACGGAAAACACAGUCGCCCUCUCUCUACUGUACUAUUAACAGACAUCAUUAAAAGAAUAACUGUUUAAAUGGCACUUCAAAAUGGAACAACACGAUUUUUGAAUAACCAAAGCUGAAGUUGUGGGUUGUGGAGCAGACUUUUGUUUGCCGAAUCCAUCGCAACCUCAGUGCCAGACAAAUUUUUGUCAGCUCCAGCUCCACCCCACUAGUCUUUGGUAGGGUUGCAUCAAUUAAUCUGCAUAUAAUCGGUAAUCUACUUUUUAGACAUUAAUUGACCUGUAGAAAAUACAUUCUAGAUGCAAAUUUUGAUCUAUGUUUGGGGUUCUUACCCUUUGGUCAACCUUUGUAAUAUUUUUAUAUGCAUGUAAAGACAUUAUUGAAAAGGGGGUCUGUGGCUUUCCAGCAGACUAGCCAAGGGGACCAUGGAACAAAAAAGAUUAAGAAGCCUUGAUCUAGGUAUUUUUAAUAGAAUCUUGGAUAUUUGUAUGGGAUUUUACAAAAUUAAGACCAUAUAUACUUGCGUGUAAGUUGCAACAGUGGAUAGGUUGUAUCCUUAGUUUGGAAGUUACAUGGCCUUUUUAAAGUUUAUAACUUUUAUGUGUUAACCCCCACAUUAAAAACAAUUCCAUAGAACUUGUAAACUAAAGAGCAAUUGUCAUAAAAUAUGUGAUCUUAAAAAAACUUUUUAAAAAAAACUGAUAGCUUGAGGGUAAGGGGGAAAACACUUUCCUGCCAUUUUCCAUCAAUCGUCUUGUCUCCUAGCAGUUCAUGUAGGACUUGGAACUUGUUGGAUGGAGUGGUCUUGAACUCUUCCUGUUUGACCUUAUCUUUCAGGAGGGGGAUGUUGUAGCGCAAACUAUAUGUUGUCUGCUCAGUGUAAUGCCUUUUCAGUCUUAGCCUCAGCCAGGCCACUAGGAGAUGGUGGUCUGAGGCAACGUCAGCUCCUCUUCUGACAUGUACAUCUUGGAGAGAUCGCCUGAAUUUUUCCCAAUACACACAUGAUCUAUUUGGUUCAUCGUUUGGAGGUCUGGUGAAACCCAUGUGGCCUUGUGUAUCCUCCUGUGCUAGAAGAAGCUCCCGCCUAUGACUAGAUUUGUUGUGGUACAUAAGUCAGCGAAUCUCUCUCCGUUGUCAUUCAUCUCUCCUAUCCCCCGUCGCCCCAUGGCUUCUUCGUAACCCGUGUUGUAACUGUCGAUCUUAGCAUUGAGGUCUCCCAUGAGAAUGACGAUGUUUGGCCUAGGAUGACCCUGGGUAAUGGUCAGUAAUCUGUUAUAGAAUUCAUCUUUGUCCUCCUCACUUUCGUUUGUUGGUGCGUAGCACUGGAUAACAUCCAAAUUGAUUAUGUGUUUUUUGGUCCGAAAAGUUGCUGUGAGGAUUCUAGGUCCAUGCGCCUCCCAUCCAAUGAGUGCUCCUUGGGCUGUCCUAGAUAUCAUCAGGGCCACACCCAGAGUCUGUGGUGCAUCGUCAUAUGCGUGACCUGAGAAUAAAAGCAUCUCUCCUGAGGCUAGUUUCUUCUGUCCACAACAGAUCCUUCUUGCUUCGCUGAUUCCUAGUAUGGUGAGGUUAUAGUUCCUCAUCUCAGCGGCUACUUGUGCAGUCUUUCCCGUCUCAUACAUGGUGUGUACAUUCCAUGUUCCAAUGGCGUUGGUGGUCCUGUUGGAGAUGAUGGUCGUCGACCUAAUAGUUUCCAGAUUCUGGCUUUCACUACUUGGCGUCAUGCAUUCCUCAGCUGGGAAUCUAUCCUCUCCCAGGACCAGAAUGUCUUUUGUUGCUCUUGUCUGCGUUUUUGUAACAAAGAGUUUUUACAUGGCAGAGUUGUGAGCCCUGCGCCCAACUGUCUGGGGGUGGGGAUGCACCUCACAAGGGUACCCUAGCCUUUGUGGUUUCGCCCAUUUCCUGCAAGGCAGCAGGUUCUGAUUUUGGUCCACCCUGGGGUAUUUGAUUUCCCCAUUACCUAACAUAUCUGGUGGGCAUUCCCCUAUCCGCCACCUGGGGAGGCGCUCGAUGGGAGAUCAGAAACUCCACAUGAAUUGCUCGGUGCUAAUUUUUUGUUAAAAAAUUUUUUAAACUCUUCAGCAACAUCCUCAACAUCCUGAUGGCUGCACCUAGUUUAGACGGGGGGGGGGGGGGGGGGGGGUGCAGAAUAUACACUGGAUAUAUGUUAUUUGUCAGACUGAUUAUCAUUUUUUAUUGGCAUUCAUGCAUAAAAGUGUCAUUCAGACCAUGUAUGAUAUAUUCUUAUGAUGCAAGUUGCUUUGUACAUUACCAAAGUUGGAUUUCCUCCAUGGAAGGCCAUAUUUUCAUGAUCUUGUUGUUUAUAAACUUGCAAGCAGCAGUCACAGUGGAGUAUACAUAUUUAAAGUUAAUAUUAUCUCAUUGAAAAAAAUAAACACCAUUUCUUACAUCCCUAUACCUGUCAAUACCAAUCUUUGCUGGUUCUUCAACAGAAAACUAACUCUGCAUAGCAUGUUGUAGUUUAGCCUGUGAUGCAAGAAUUUAAGUAUCUGAAAUUGAAUUCUGAAAAUUACAAUCGUGCAACGGUUUCAUUACAAAAAAAAACCAACAAAAAAACAACUUAAACACCUCCAUUAUAAUGCAUCAUGAAUUGUAAGCUGCACUCAUUGGAGAAUACAAUUAAAAAUUUAAAAGUUUAUGAAUCCAAGCAAAUUAUUUACCAUGUCUUAAAUGGGCAGUGCAGCCAGUAUAGGAGUACCUAAUUAUACAGAUCUAUUUUGUUUAUGAAAAUAUUUUUUUAAAGUUUUGUAACUCACACUAAAACUACACUAAAACAUAUGGUGAAUGAUCUUUCUCUUUCUGUGCCCCCAAACAAUGGAAUUAUCUCCCAUUACACAUCCACAAUAUACAGACCAUCCAAGCCUUCAAAACUGCCCUCAAGAUUUUCCUCUAACUGAUAAACAAUGCUGGAUGCUGCUGGGAGCCGUCCAUGACUAGACAGGGGUAGAUAAUACUUGGGUGGGUGAGGUUAAGCCUUUUACCAAUUGUUGUUUUUAAAUGUAAUUGCUAACUUUUAUGUGAAGCGCAGUGAGCCUAACCCUAGACUGGGGUACUGCGCUAUAUAAAAACACCUUAAUAAUAAUAAUAAUAAUAAAAAUAAUAUAUUUUUCACAUCUUUUUUCAUGCUAAUAUUUUAGAGAUAGCCCUACCAGUCAUUAAGCAAUGGCACAUCGCCGUGCUGAGGAUUUGAAUCUUAGUCUAACUGGAUCUCAGCUUUCCGUUAUUUCUGCUCGAUCUCGAUCAAGCCAGCCUGUGUCCUCUCAGAGUAAAAGAGCAAACUCUAUGGUAGAUGUUCGGCCUAAUAAGGUUUGCUAUUUUUAAUGAGAUAAUAGUUUGGGGGUUAAUUCUGAUAUAUGCUUGGCUUUUAUACUAGAGCAAAAGGUUUAGUACCCACCACUAUAGAGAAAUGUAGGCUUGGAAUCAGGGCUGUCUUAACAACAUAGGAAGCCCUGGGCACAGCAAUGCACUGAGCCCAUUAGCAACACAACAUACCUCGGCCGUGAGAAGAGGAGCACUCGCCCCAUGCGCAAACAGUGCCGGGGGGAGGGGCAAACAUUUCCUUCUUCUCCACCAACUUACCAAGAGGAAUAAAUGUAAAAUAAAAAUAAACAUUCAAUAAAGUUAAACUUUGAUGAAUCCAAUUUAUUGAUACAAAAAACAAAAUCAAUAAUAGUUUUUAAACAUUAUCAGAAAAAAAUAAUCACAGAGGAUGAUAAAUUAUUAUUGCCAAAUAGAAUAGAUGGAUAGAAUAAAUUAUUCCAUAUAAAUCAACAUAAUUGUUAGCGUUAUUUUUUUGCAGAGAAUUGUUUUAUUAUUGGUUUAAAGUCAAUGGUCUUAAGGAUGUCAUUUUCCAUGCACAUAAUUGAAAGCCAGUUCAAAUGUUUUUGUCCCAUUCUACUGCAAAGCUGUUUCUUAUUACCUUAUUUUAAAACUGUUUAACUUUGAUUCGCAUUUAUAAUAUUAAUUUUGCAAUGUGCUGAUAUGUAUCGUAGGUAAAAAUUGGGAAUUUUGAAUCCAAUAAAAUUGUCAAAAUAUUUCAAUAUUAAUUUAAAAUAUGUAAAGCAUGAUGCCUCUAUAAGAGUGCGUCUCCUAGAAACGUGGGGCCCUGGGCCUGGGCCCAUACCUUAUGACGGCGCUGCUUGGAAUUCAAAUUUUAAUGUGGCAACCAUCUUUCGGGAUGAUUCUAGAUGUUGCGCAAGAGGAGGCCAAUUAUAAAAUUUAAAACAACUGAAGGCAGUGAAGAUUUUUUCAAUAUAUUUGGGCUAAUUAUUAUUAUAUUAUUUGCUGAUUAGAAAGAUUUUAUUAUGAAAAUGUGUAUAUUACUUUGUUUAAUGCAGCUUCCAAGUGGUGCAGAUGAACAAAGGAGUGAGACUAAAGGUCGGAGAGGAUCAUUCAAAGGUUUUUCACUUGUCUGUUUCUUGUCUAUGGUUUUACCAUAAUGUCUGUGGCUUGACAGCUUGUGACGCUGAGUUCUUAGAAGACAUUGUAAAAAAAGAAAUAUUGGAAUAUGAAAAUUGUUUGAUUUUUAACAAACAAGUAGCUUUAAGUAGUAAAUCUAAAUUUCUUGAAGUGAAUUUUUAGUGAUGGUCCAAACAAUUUUAACCCUUUCUUUUUCAGAGGAAAUGGGUUAGAAAACUUAGGUUUUAGGGAGAGGCAAUGUUUUUUAUCUACUAUUUUACCCAUUGUUAUCAUUAAAUGAGACAACUCUCUUAAGAAUAAUUGAUAUUUUUCAGGUGAAAUACAGAAAACUAGUAGCUUAACAUCAGCGCAGUCGUUGGACAAGCUUUCAAAUGGAACCACAUCAAAAGCAAUUUCUCAGUAAGUUUUUUUUUUAUUUAGAGAAUAUUGUUCAUAUUUCCUUCAUUCCAUCAAACUCAAAUUUGAAUAAGAAAUUAACGUCAAAAGUUUUUUUUAGUAAAGUUUAUUGUGAUUUUAACAAUCUGUUAUUAUUGGAUCUUUCUUAUCUCUGUAAUUCCAUUUCAGAGAAGAUGACUUUCUGGCUCUAUUUGAGAGCUCCCCCCAGCCAAAAAUCAAGCAAGCGUUAUCUGGCAUCGCAUCUAGUAGCCAUAAAAAAAACAUAUCUAAUAAACCCAGCAAGAGCUCAGCGGGCGGAAUGGUAUAAUAUAACAUUUUAUGCUGUCUGUGUUUGUAAUAUUGGGUAAAUUUUUAACUGUACUAUUGUCAUUGUAAUAUUGUAUAUAAUGUAAUUACUUUUACAGUAUUUCAGCUUAUUUACCCUUCUCAUGUAGUGUGUUAUUUAAGGCUCUACAGUAGCCUUAAUGUGUUUGCAAGCUAAGUAAAGACUUCACGUGAUCUUACAGUAAUUUUAAAUCUUUUAUCCCAAUUCUGAUUACUAACAGGAUUUAAGAUUGGGUGGUGCGGUAGAUCUGACUGUAGAAGUACAUUAUCUUUUAAUUUAUUUCUUUUUAAACUUUAAACUUUCCCUUUUGAGUGUUAUUUUAAGGUCAGCUUAUUUAACCUUUGAUUAAGUUACGAAAAAGUUAAUCUCACAUGUGAUAGUGUGUGAUUAAGAGGGAGUGGCCAUUCAGCACAAAGGCUGAACACAUGUUUCAGUCUAGGCUACAAUACUAAUGCCUGCCCUGUUCAACUGCUGAAUUAGGUUUGUUUGUUGAACUGCUGAAUUAGGUUUGUUUGUUGAACUGCUGAAUUAGGUUUGUUUGUUGAACUGCUGAAUUAGGUUUGUUUGUUGAACUGCUGAAUUAGGUUUGUUUGUUGAACUGCUGAAUUAGGGUUGUUUGUUGAACUGCUGAAUUAGGUUUGUUUGUUGAACUGCUGAAUUAGGUUUGUUUGUUGAACUGCUGAAUUAGGUUUGUUUGUUGAACUGCUGAAUUAGGUUUGUUUGUUGAACUGCUGAAUUAGGUUUGUUUGUUGACCUGCUGAAUUAGGUUUGUUUGUUGAACUGCUGAAUUAGGUUUGUUUGUUGAACUGCUGAAUUAGGUUUGUUUGUUGAACUGCUGAAUUAGGUUUGUUUGUUGAUCUGCUGAAUUAGGUUUGUUUGUUGAACUGCUGAAUUAGGUUUGUUUGUUGAACUGCUGAAUUAGGUUUGUUUGUUGAACUGCUGAAUUAGGUUUGUUUGUUGAACUGCUGAAUUAGGUUUGUUUGUUGAACUGCUGAAUUAGGUUUGUUUGUUGAACUGCUGAAUUAGGUUUGUUUGUUGAACUGCUGAAUUAGGUUUGUUUGUUGAACUGCUGAAUUAGGUUUGUUUGUUGAACUGCUGAAUUAGGUUUGUUUGUUGAACUGCUGAAUUAGGUUUGUUUGUUGAACUGCUGAAUUAGGUUUGUUUGUUGAACUGCUGAAUUAGGUUUGUUUGUUGAACUGCUGAAUUAGGUUUGUUUGUUGAACUGCUGAAUUAGGUUUGUUUGUUGAACUGCUGAAUUAGGUUUGUUUGUUGAACUGCUGAAUUAGGUUUGUUUGUUGAACUGCUGAAUUAGGUUUGUUUGUUGAACUGCUGAAUUAGGUUUGUUUGUUGAACUGCUGAAUUAGGUUUGUUUGUUGAACUGCUGAAUUAGGUUUGUUUGUUGAACUGCUGAAUUAGGUUUGUUUGUUGAACUGCUGAAUUAGGUUUGUUUGUUGAACUGCUGAAUUAGGUUUGUUUGUUGAACUGCUGAAUUAGGUUUGUUUGUUGAACUGCUGAAUUAGGUUUGUUUGUUGAACUGCUGAAUUAGGUUUGUUUGUUGAACUGCUGAAUUAGGUUUGUUUGUUGAACUGCUGAAUUAGGUUUGUUUGUUGAACUGCUGAAUUAGGUUUGUUUGUUGAACUGCUGAAUUAGGUUUGUUUGUUGAACUGCUGAAUUAGGUUUGUUUGUUGAACUGCUGAAUUAGGUUUGUUUGUUGAACUGCUGAAUUAGGUUUGUUUGUUGAACUGCUGAAUUAGGUUUGUUUGUUGAACUGCUGAAUUAGGUUUGUUUGUUGAACUGCUGAAUUAGGUUUGUUUGUUGAACUGCUGAAUUAGGUUUGUUUGUUGAACUGCUGAAUUAGGUUUGUUUGUUGAACUGCUGAAUUAGGUUUGUUUGUUGAACUGCUGAAUUAGGUUUGUUUGUUGAACUGCUGAAUUAGGUUUGUUUGUUGAACUGCUGAAUUAGGUUUGUUUGUUGAACUGCGGAAUUAGGUUUGUUUGUUGAACUGCGGAAUUAGGUUUGUUUGUUGAACUGCUGAAUUAGGUUUGUUUGUUGAACUGCUGAAUUAGGUUUGUUUGUUGAACUGCUGAAUUAGGUUUGUUUGUUGAACUGCUGAAUUAGGUUUGUUUGUUGAACUGCUGAAUUAGGGUUGUUUGUUGAACUGCUGAAUUAGGUUUGUUUGUUGAACUGCUGAAUUAGGUUUGUUUGUUGAACUGCUGAAUUAGGUUUGUUUGUUGAACUGCUGAAUUAGGUUUGUUUGUUGAACUGCUGAAUUAGGUUUGUUUGUUGAACUGCUGAAUUAGGUUUGUUUGUUGACCUGCUGAAUUAGGUUUGUUUGUUGAACUGCUGAAUUAGGUUUGUUUGUUGAACUGCUGAAUUAGGUUUGUUUGUUGAACUGCUGAAUUAGGUUUGUUUGUUGAUCUGCUGAAUUAGGUUUGUUUGUUGAACUGCUGAAUUAGGUUUGUUUGUUGAACUGCUGAAUUAGGUUUGUUUGUUGAACUGCUGAAUUAGGUUUGUUUGUUGAACUGCUGAAUUAGGUUUGUUUGUUGAACUGCUGAAUUAGGUUUGUUUGUUGAACUGCUGAAUUAGGUUUGUUUGUUGAACUGCUGAAUUAGGUUUGUUUGUUGAACUGCAGAAUUAGGUUUGUUUGUUGAACUGCUGAAUUAGGUUUGUUUGUUGAACUGCUGAAUUAGGUUUGUUUGUUGAACUGCUGAAUUAGGUUUGUUUGUUGAACUGCAGAAUUAGGUUUGUUUGUUGAACUGCUGAAUUAGGUUUGUUUGUUUAGCUUGCAAGUUAAAAAAAAAAAGCAAUAUCAUAAUUCAUUGAUUUUUAAUUAUAGAAGCCACGGCCCUUUAAGAGUAAGCCAGCCUGGGCAUCGAAACCAUCAUCUGCCAACAGCACAGCCCGAACUGAGGAACCCCACAAUAUUUUCCGUCCAGCUUCAGUCCAAAGUACAGAUGAUGACUUUGACAUUGGUCAUCAUGCUUUAGAUGACCAUGGAAAUUCUUUGACUAACUCCAUCACUAAACUGCGCAAUCUCCAGAACCAGAUAUCGGAUGUGAACAAGCAACAGGGCCAUGCCAAAGGAACUAUCACGGCCCUGGACAGUUAUAGGUCGGCUGCUACAACAGGACAGCUUACCCCAGGAUCAACAGCCAGGACAUCUCAAACUGCUUCAAUAGAUGAAUUUAUUCAGGACAUCAUGGACAGGACUCCUCGACAUGAUGACCCAGUAGUCAGCGAUAGGGUGUUGCCAUUCUCAGCUCAAUCCGUGGAGGCUGGAGAAACUACUGAGGUGACUGCUGGCUUGGCAAACAACAUCAGUCGGCCAGGCCAUCAGCAGAAGGUGAAGGCAACACUAUCUUCGAUGGAGAAUUCUUAUCACAACAUCAAACACAAAACACCUGUGAAUCAAGUGAAGAGCACAACAGGGGCUGUAGGACAAAGCUCUAUUCUUUUAGGAAAUAAAAAACCAGUUCAGCAAAGUAAUGUAAAUUCCGUCAACAGCAUAAAAACUCUAUCUCAAAAAACUCCAUCCAACUUCACAUCGAAUGCACAAAAACUGGAGGAUUACAUCAACACUUUGAAUUCAGCGGCCGCCAAAAUUCAAAAAUGGUUUCGCAGGCACAGAACACGCCAUGCGGCAGCGGAAGCAGCCAUGAGAAGGUUGCUGAGCCAGAAGAAGCUGGAACACGAGGACAAGCUCCAAAAAGAGCUGGCUCAGUCCAUGACUUUGGUGGAGAUGGAAGAGAAGAAAGUAGAAGAGAGGAGGAAGCUGAGGGAGGAGAAGGCAAAAGAAGCCAGGCAGCAGGCAAUCAAGGUAUGAUGAGGUUUAAAACUAAGAAACAGAAGAGCCGGUAUGUCUUAUGGAAACUGGGUGCUGUUGUUUAAACAGAAAGGAUUAUAUUUUUUAUUUGGAUGCAGUGGAGGAUAUUUUUAAACAGUAUGUAUUUUAUGUACAGACAGUUGAGACUUCUGUUGCUUUAUUUUUAAUAUUGAACAUGUUAAAAUUAAGUUUUUCUAUUUUGCAUUGGUAUUUUACCCAGGUUUAUUGGAUCAUAUUUUAUAAAUUUAAGUUUAUUCAAAAAGUUAUCCUUCAUGUCAAAUCAGGAUCUAAAAAAGAAGAGAGAAGAACAUAAAAUAGAUGUGAAAAAAAAAGCAGAAGAUGAGAUCAAAUUUUUACAAGCAAGUGGCCGCAUUUCUAAAAGUCCUUCAAGUUCUGUCAUGAAUAAGAAGAGAACAAUUGAAAAAGGUAUCGUGAACACAGUGUCCCCCAAUCCAGCCAGCCAGCCCGUGGAUGAGGCCGCCACUUCACAGGUUGGUGUACAGGGUACAUCCAAUGACAUGCUAUCUUAUAUAUUUUACACCAAUACGGCAAACAGAAUUUGUUGUUACUUUAUUUAAAUUAGUUAAUUUAAAUUUGUUUCUUUAAAUUUAAAGCAAUUCUUAGGGGGUUUUUUAAAAGCCUAUAAUUUUCCUUAGUAAGAAUUUUAAAUAAAAACGUGUCAGGAAUUUAAAUCUUGCAUUAUGCAAAUUGAACUUUAAAAUGUUGGACACCAAUGAAAUUAAAUGUGGUGAAAAUAAUUUCAGACAGAGCUGAGUGAACUGAGUGCAGGUUAUGGAGCUGAGAGUGGAGCUGUUGGCGGCACAGAUAAAGCCACCGAGGCCAAUACCAACACACGCACAACACUGGAGGACCUUUACAGCACUUUGAAAAAAUUGGAGGAAGAGGAAAACUUUUUGACAGCACGGCCAAAUAGUCAACCAUCUUGGUGUAAGUUGGUCAGGAAGAAUGCACUUGCAUCAUUUUGUUUUACUUUAACUGAACCAUUGUAUUAAAAAGAAGUUUUUUUUAAAAUGAAAUAUUUCACCUCAAAACAAUUUUAGAAAUGAUAAUAAAUAUAAACUGCUUUACUUGCGUGAAAGUCACUCAUUAGCUCAUGAAAGUAAUAUUAAAACGUAUGCUAUCAAGCUAACUUUGAAUUUUUGACUUGUCACCUUAACAAGCUAAACUUGGAUUACUUGAUUUAACAAAAGUGGCUGUGUCAUAAGAACAUAUUGUUAACCCUUUGACCUCCUGCAAGAUGUAAAAUGUGUGCAAAAAAAAAAAAGUCACAGUUUGGUGCAUGGAUGUGUGCCACUCAAUUUUUGUUAUUUUCAAAGCCCCUAAAUAAUUAAUAUACUAUUUCUGCAAACAAAAUUUGCUCCAUUAAUAACCCUAAAACAUUAAAUUUGUUUAGUGAAUGAACUAGAGAAGGAUCAAGAAGGCGAACUAGGUUCCAAUUUAACAGCAGAGAACUUGGAAAAACUCAACUCAAGAAAAGAUGGCCUGUCUAACAGUGGUUUCUUAACUAACGAUAAAUUGAGGAGCAUCAUCAACUUUCUGGAUGAAGUGCAUGUCACAGACAGGCUCAGUGAAAUAGACACAGUCAGUACCUGUCAGAAUUUUAUCUUGGGUUACUCAUUAUAACCAAUUAUUUGUUGUUCUAGGUAUUCUCUGUCAUGCUAGACGAUCUCUGUAGUUCCGUUUUAACUCUAACCACUUUUAUUCACAUUAGUCUAAGUAUUAAUUUGAAAAGCAAUUUUGAACCUUUUAAAUUAUGAAACACAUUCUCAUCUGGUUUCAUUGUUGUGUUAAUAAAUGAAUAGGAAAUAAGUCGAAUGAAUGAAGAUCUGGAGAAACCUGCCCUCCUUGUGCCCUCAGCCUCUGAAAUAGCUCAAAUUGAACAUGCUCAAGCAACAGCAUCAGAGGUAACCAACACAGUCUUAUCUCAACGUUUGGAACUGGAUGAGAAAAAGAGAACAGUUACUAUGUUGCAAAAAGCUUUGGUAAGAUAUAAUAGAAAUCUUGUGGAUACAAUAAAUUAAGUAAGGAAUUAACUAGGGUUUUUUUGAGGUGGGGGCAAUGGGUGUUGCAGUCAAACAUUUAAAUAAGGUUUUGUUAAUCAAAAGUGAACAUGAAAUAGCUUUCCUUCCAGAAUCAACAAAGGGAACUGACAGUUAGACAUGCCAGGGAAACCGAGAAAGAAAUGAAAAAGAGGCUAGAUAUACAAAAGGAGGAGUAUGAAGAGGCAAUCAAGAGACAUUUGUCUUUUAUUGAUCAGGUCAGUGGAUUUUUAUUGGUGGGGGAUAUUAUAAUGUUGCUAUUUAUAUAUUACCACAUAUAAUGCAAGAAAUUUAGAUGAAAAAAUGCUACUUAAAGGGGGUCUCAUUAUUUGCGAGUGCAAGAAAUUUUCAUUACCGGUAAACAAUAAUAACUAAAGCCCAUGCAACAAAUCUUCUUGGGCCACUAGCAUUCAGUGAUAAAGCGUGCAUCAUAUCUGCAGACCUGCUUACUCUCAAACUCUUCAAAUCGUACAAUAUUAUCACAAAAUCGUUCAAUACCUUAUAUUUAUAGAAAAAAAUAAACAUACAGUAUACAUGCUAACACCUCAAAAUCGUACAUUGUACACCAAAAUCGUAAGAGUAAACAGGUCUGUAUCUGGUGUAUAACACCUGUAAUGUAAGUUGUGCCCCUUGGACUGGAUAUUAGCUUAGUUGUAUCAAGAUGACCACAGUUCAUUUUAAAUAUUAUAAUUUAUAGGAUUUUGGCAUUUUUAUCAAGUAUAAAACAUAUAUUUCAUUAAUUCUAAUGUAUUAUUAUGGAACAAGAUUAACAUAUUGCAUUGUGUGUGGACAUGGCAUUUUAGGGCCUUUGGAUUGUGUUAUAAGUUGUAAUAUACAGUACAUACUUCUAAGUAAAAAAAAAAUUUACUGCAUAUAUUUGGCGUAACAUGUUCCAGCUUACUUGACAUUAGACCAAACUGGCAAAUGUAGAAAUAGACUCACUUUUAUGUUGCAGCUUAUUGAUGACAAAAAAAAUUUAGGUGAAAAGUGUGAAAAACUGGUCACAGAGCUAAAGACUAUAGACAAGAAAUAUCAGGAGAAAAUCAAGUCUUUAGAAUCAAGGUAAAUGUCAAGAAAAAAUACAUUUUUUGCAAUUUUGAUUGGCACACUUUAAAAAAUUGCUGUAAACUCCUACAGUCUUCUUGGAUUGAUUACAUUCGUCAAGUUCUUUUCACAUGUUGAAUGCGUCGUACUAUUCCUACUAUCACUGAACGAACUCAACUCCUUUUCAUAAUAAUUAUAACUUUAAUGUCUAAGUAAAUACUAUACACAUCACAUGUGAAUAUAGCGCAGCUCGCUAUCAGGCAUAAAUAAUACACAUCCUACCACUCCAAAGUUCCACUCAAGACUGCCGCACGACUAAAACAUACUUCACAAUACUGCAUAGACAAUAACGUCACGAAUCAGCAUAAAAAUACGUCAUAGAGACAAUGGCGGGAAGAGCGUUCACUAACUAUAAGAGUCAAGCGCUGGAAAAGCGUUCAACAACUAAUGAACAUAAUAUUGAGUCGCAACAAUUACUAAUGAACGCUCAUACUCGACAAUUGCCCAUCCCAAGGUGGAGAAAUUAAAUUAAAACAAUUAAGUGUCCUGAAUUUACACACCAAAGUGAUGCAUUAAAAAACAUUUGGGAGGCUGUGUUGGACAUUCCCACAACAACCAAAUUAUUUUUGUCAUUUUAGUCAUGUUGUAGAGAUGACAAAGGUAAAAGAAGUUCACUCAGCUGCUGAAAAACUUAGAAGGGAAAAAUGGAUUGAGGAUAAAACCAAAAAAAUAAAGGUAAAGUCCUGAAUAAAUUAUCAACUUAUCGAAUUCUUUAAAAGAUUAUGUGAUGUUCUUAUUUUCUAUGUUAACUUUAAAAUUAAUAUCUAUGUUUCAUUUUGUAUUCAAAAUCAAAAUACAUUGUUAUUCAUUACUAGCUUGGUAUAGAAAGAAUUUUAUAAUUUUACAUUCAUACCUAUACAAGUACUUUUUGGAUAUUAUAUAAUACUUUGAAAGAUCUGAUUCUAUGACAUUGUAAUUGUGACGUUUCUUGUUUCCAGGAAAUGACAGUCAAAGGUUUGGAGCCUGAGAUUCAGCGUUUGAUAUCUAAACACAAAAGUGAUAUCAAGAAAAUCAAACAAAUUCAUGAGGCUGAGCUCCUAGAAUCGGAUGAGAGAGCUGCACAGAAGUAUGUCAAAAUGACAGAGGAGCUCAGAGAUCAACUGGCAGCUGAGAAGGAAGCAGCCAUUGCCAGGGAGAGGGAAUCUUCUAAACUCAGGUAAUCAUAUGGCAUCAACUGUAGCCCAUAGCAUCGGGGAAAGUUUUCUUAUAAUAUAAGUGAUGUCAACUUUUUCAAUACUACACAUUAAAAUGAGUUAAUAAAUUCUUUGACACAACAAACAAACUUUAAUGUCUGUACAAGACAGCGUUGAAGCAGAUUAUUGUUGGAUGGAUUUAUUUUAGGAGAGGUGUCAUUUUACCUCCAUGACACUUUUUACUCAAAUCAAAACCUUGCAACACACCUUGACACCCCCCCCCCCCCCCUUUCUUUACCCUUUUGAGCACCAUCACCAGUGUGUUGCACAGAAUAAAACUCUAGCUAAUUUCAACAGUGAGGAAAGCUUCACUCGCUUCGACCUUUUGUGUGAUUUCAUCAAUGAUGUAGCUCAUUAUAAGAUAAGAUAAGAUUCUUUUAUUGAUCCAAAUACAUGGAAAUGUUUUUUGAUUGCAUUAUACAUUUUCAGCUCAAAAAUAAAAUAAUUUGAACACAAGACAUUUAUAAUGAAUUAUUUCAAACAGCCAUUCAGUGAGUUCUCUUAGCAAAAUCGGGGACUUAUUAGUUCUCAUUCAGAUGUGUGACUUUAGAGGAAGCAUGCCGGUAAAUUCAUACAGAUUGGGGAACAAAAGAAUUUUUAUAUCUGUCAGUCCUCGCCCUGAUGGAAAGAAUUCGUCCAGAACGGCCCGAUCCUAAGUAUCUGUGUGAUGAAGAGGGUGGGAUGUAAUCAUCCAAAAUGUGUUUAGUUUUGCAAAAACAUCUUUCUUCAAAUAGUUCUUCAAGUAAAGGAUGUUUAGUUUGUGUUAUGUUCCUAGCUUUCUUGAUUAGUCGGCUUAUGCGGUGUUAAUAUCAGACGUUGAAUUCCCAUGACGAGGGAAUAGAGUAACAUCAAGUGUGGUUGACCAUCUAGUUUCAAUAGCUCAUUUCAUCCCUCACUCACUGCUACACCACAGGUAUGAAAAACAGCUGGAGCAGGAAGAGGAGGCCUACCAGCAGAAACAGAGGAGGCUCUACCAGGAGGUACAGGAGGAGAAACAGCGCCUGGCCUCGGCCUCCUCGCGGCAGAGGUCGGAGCUGGAAAAACUGCAGAGACAGCUGGAGGACAACCAUAGGCACGCCUUGGAAGCCAUGAAGGAGGAGUUUGACAAGUCAAGGGAUGAGCAGGAGAAAAGACACAAGGUCAGAUCAACCUACAUAAUUCACUAUGUUCAACUAUCUGUCUCUAAUGCUAAGGUUCCCCAUAACUGUUCUAAAUGAGAUUCUUAAAAAUACUGCAGGUGGGUUGGCUGUGUAAUAUUUUCUUUUCUUUUAUGGAAAUAGUGUCAAUUUAGAUAUGGUGUUAUAAAUUUGCAGCAUAAAGUGGGUAGGACUUCAGAGAAUAUUAAUAUAGUUCAGGGGCCAGUAAAAAGUGUGCAUUUUUUGUCAUAUAACUUUAGUAGAUGGGAAGCUCACUCAUUGGGGAUGGCAUUGUAUAGCAGACUAAAAAUUUUUGUAUUUUUUAUAGCCAGUAAUACUAAUAGUUUUCUGAAUUAGAAGUUUAAAAAAAAGUAAAGAUAUGUCUGCCAUUUUUAACAAUUGUCUAUGCGGAUGUAGUCUCACAUUUGCUGAUCAUUUCCUUGGCAUGUUAAAAUUCAUGAACUGACCAGUUACACCACAGGCCCAGUUUCAUGCUGCACUGAAACAAUCUAGCAUGGAAGGCAGCAGUAAUAGUAGAAGCUUUUGUUAUAUUCUUGAUGAUAUACUUUAGCCCUGCUGGAAAUGCUCCCUUGUGAUUCGUUGUUGUUUGGUUGCUCCUUUUUUAUUACCAAAGAUAUGUUGACAUUUCAGUCUGAAAUUCGAGCUCUUCAGGAGAAGUUAAAGCUAGAAAAGGAAUCCUGGGAAGAGAACUACAUGAAGAGACAUGAAACUUGGCUGGUGCAGAAAGAAAGGGAAAUAAGAGAGCAGGUAGGCCAGAAGUAACUCUGUGCUUAAUCUUUUUAUUUCUUUGAUGACUAGGAAUUUGUCCUUUUUUUUUUUACUGAUGUUUAGCUGUUCGCCUCUUUUUGAUGAUGUGUUUAGACAACAGGGACCCAAUCUACCAGCAUUGCACAUUGGCCCCAGAUACGGCGGUACACCUGAUGCCCCAAUCUUGGCCUUUGGGAGGUUAGGGCAGCAAGAGGUCCUACUUUGCAAAUGUUAUAUUGCACAGCCGAACAGAUGGAGCGUGUUGCAAAAGUGUUAGUUAGAACCAUAAAAGCAAUUACCUUGCAAUUAAGCUUGUUACCCCCCUCUUCCUCCCCCCAACCACCACCAAGCUCUGAGUAUGGAUUACUGUUAGUGAUGUCUGGUUGUAUCCCUUUAUUCAGUGAUGACUGGGUAGUAUUUUGUAAUUUUAUUUUGUGGCAAAUAUACAUUGAGUUGAUGAUACAUGUUAUUCAUUUUUAGAUUAAGAAAGAAAGAGACAAAGAAAUUGAGAUGGUGAUUGAGAGACUAGAAGAAGACGCGUCCACUGCUCAGGAGGCCAACGAAAGGAGCACAGAGCAAAAAAUAAGGUCUUUAAAUAAAUGCUGCUAUAUGUUCUUUAAAUGAUAUGAAUUGAUUCUGUUGACUGAGUGUGGUUCGGUCAGCAGAAUGUUAUUGUGUGUACCAAUCGCAGUCAUGUUCUAAGAAUAAAUUUGAUUAGUCUUGGAAAGUGAUGUUUGUCAUGUCAAUAGUGAUGUUAUUCUCAACAUCCUAAUCCAUCAGCCAUUUGCCUUCGGCCUGCGGACAUUGUGGAAAAAUAUGCAUGUCUUCCUCAUUUGGUCUUUCUUUGUGUACAAGGUGUUCUAUAGUCUAGCAACUGUGGUAUUCAAUUGACGUUUAUGUCCUGAAGUGCUGGUCAGUGAAAAAGGUUUCAUACUGUCGUAUUUUCUUAUUUGCAUGAUGGCAGAGUGGGUAUUUUAGGGUUCUGUCUGGUCUUUUGCGGUUGUUUUGUGAGUUUAAUUGGAUGUGAUGGAAGUGAUGCUCCCUCAAACACUGGUCUUUUGCAGUUGUUUUGUGAGUUUAAUUGGAUGUGAUGGAAAUGAUGCUCCCUCAAACACUGGUCUUUUGCGGUUGUUUUGUGAGUUUAAUUGGAUGUGAUGGAAAUGAUGUUCCCUCAAACACUGGUCUUUUGCAGUUGUUUUGUGAGUUUAAUUGGAUGUGAUGGAAAUGAUGCUCCCUCAAACACUGGUCUUUUGUGGUUGUUUAGUGAGUUUAAUUGGAUGUGAUGGAAAUGAUGUUCCCUCAAACAUUGGUCUUUUGCAGUUGUUUUGUGAGUUUAAUUGGAUGUGAUGGAAAUGAUGCUCCCUCAAACACUGGUCUUUUGCGGUUGUUUUGUGAGAUUAAUUGGAUGUGAUGGAAAUGAUGCUCCAUCAAACACUUGAAUAAUGAUGGUUUAUUAUUACAGAAUAACAUUUUUGUUUUAUUUUAGGAGAUUGAGAGAAAAGUUUGAAACAGAGACAAGGGAGCUGGAACAGUCUGAAAGAAAAGCAGUUCAGAAAUACAACGAAAUGAAGGUUUGGACUGAAAUAUACUUUCAGUUAUGAACUGUUACUACAAUAGGAAAUGUACAUUUAAUAAUUUCACUUUUCCAAUAAGAAAUAUCCAUUUAAUGAACCUGUGGUCCAAUGUGAAAAAUCUUGAGGUUAAAGUAAUUUGUUGCUUAUGUUUUUUUCACUCAGGCUAAGAUGACAGAGGUGGAAGGUGAGAAUGAAAGGCUGAAGGUCAUUAUUAAACAGAAAGAUCAAGAAAUAUUGGAUAGUAAGAAGGUAAUGAGUUUUAAUACAUAUAUUUGGUUUUUUUCUAAUCCCAAAAUUAUUUGCAAAAUCUUUCAGUAAUUCAACAGUUUGAUAUUUUUCAUUCUGUGAGAAUUUCAAAUACUCUACAUUGGAAUCACUCCAUAAUAAUUUGGGCCCAUAAAAUUGUAUCGCUCUAACGGCCUGGUCAUAUUUUGGAAGGCUUUUACAAUAUUUCAUGUUAAUAGCAUUUUAAAAAAAAAAAAAAAAGAUUGUUGAUUUUGUUGCUUUAAAAAAAUAUUUUUUAAUAUCUUGUUGCUAGUUAGCUAUGUGGUUUUGAAGUUUGACUAGUUUUAGUGGAUUUAUGAUUGCGUAGUACAAGAAUACAUAUCUUUAAAUUUAUACACAUUUUUUUAUUACGGGAGCCAUGUCACGACCAUGUUUUAUCCGAAGUUGCAUUAUAGCAUUGUACGUUUUAUCAGAGUUCCACUGCAUUUAUCAUACUCCAAAAUGGAAAUUUGAUUUAGAUACAACUUUUUUUGAAUUAUCAACAGUAACCUCAAUAUCAUUAAGCCAUGCUUGUUUAUAAAAUAUCAUAAGGACAUACACUACAUGACCAUGUGAUCCAGUAAUUUAUCAUUACUUUUCCUUUGGUAAAGCUUCUGGAAAAGAUGAACUCUGAACGGAGUCAUGUGUCAGACAUUAUUCGUCAAGAGUUUGCAGACAGAAUUGUGGCCACAGAUGAAGAAAAUAAAAGAAUCAAGCACGAGAUAUCAGAGCUGCGGGCCAGGCAUCGCAUUGAGCUAGAGAAGGCGCAGAGGGACAUGGAGGAACUGAGGAGAGUUAAAGAUGAGGAAAUGGAAGAAGUGCACAAGAGGUAAAACCAUUUGUGAAAGGAUGGAUGUGACAGACAUUCUCAUAAGAUAAAAUAUGACAAUGGGGAGGUGUUGGCGGUUCAAUGGAUGUAACAGCUGUUGUUGUCAUAAGUUAUGUCUGCAAGGAGGUAAGGAAAAUUCAAUGGAUUUGUCGUGGUGGUUGUUAUAAAAUGUGUCUGUGGGGAGAUAAUGGUUAAGAAAAUGAUGCUCUGUGUUGAGGAUAGUACCAUUGUACUGAAAGUUACACAUCUGAUGGCUGGUAAAUGUAAGGUGAGUAAACCCAUCAUAGACUUCAGGACUUAAUGAACACAGUGAGUAAUCCCAUCAUAGUCUCCAAUGUGAGGUAAAUGUGUAUAGAGUAAUAAGACAAAUAUGGUCAGGGAAGAUAAGUCAGGUUAGCCGUUAAUAGUGUCAUUGAACUGUGGAGUGUAUUAAAAAUGUGAAAAGUAAGGGGGUUGACAGGUAGGACAGAGUCCUCUAUGGGUUGACUCUAUGGGCAGUGAAUAUUAUCUAUCUAUUUGUCAAGCAUGCAGUCUGUUAUAUUUUUUAUAUGGAUUCUUACAGAUUUAAUAUUUAUUACAUAAAGAGCAUAGAAGUGUUGUUUUUUUCCCUUCAGAGUGAAAGCGGCUAUUGUUAAGAAGGAAGAAGUAGUGGCUCAGUUAAAGCAGCAGUACCAGGCGGCUAACAAACGAGCCGACCACCUGGAGGGUUUGCUAGAGCAGCAACGGAAACAGUUAUUGAACCAUAAGUAGUACAUCAGAUAAAAGUCUUGAACCAAUAAUUAGUGAAACAAAGACCUCCCAUGUGAUUUAUCUCAAAGCUUUCUGCAUUUGUUAAAAUCUAGUUGAAUAAGUCCUGUAUAUUUGAGUGCAAGAAUUUUUGGAGGGAAAAUGUUCUUAAUUUAUGUGGUAAAAAAUGUUUCUAACUUUAUCAUGUAAAUACAUUAGUAUUGUUAACUUUUAUUAUUGCAAUUAAAGACUGAAAUUGUAGACACAUGAACUUAAAUUGCUGAAUAACAGUGUUGAUUUGAAUAUUGUGCCUUAUAGGCUAAUUGGUUCUGUUUACGCCACUUAUACUUCUUUUUAAACAGUGCUCCUCUGUGUCCAAUCUCUUUGAGAAGUUUUGUAUUUGUUUUAGAAACUUCUUAUUAAAAAUAUUUCUAUGGCAGUCAUAUCAUGGUUAAAGACAGUUUUAAUUAAAAUAUUUUGAAAUAAAAUAAAAGUUCAGCAUAAAAGGUCUUCUAGAUCUGGUGUUAUACAAAGUAUUAGAGUCAAAGUCAGGGUUUCAUCAUUUAAAAAAAAAAUAACUGCUACACAAUUUUGAAAUUAUUUUAUCCAUGGGUGAAUUUUUGCUUUUUUUUGCUCCUUGGGCGACUAUUUAUUAACUUAUGGUGUUGCCUUUGGCGAUUGAAAGUAAAUGAAUUUGAUAGGGCAACUAUUGUGAUAUCUUGAAGUCUAUAUUUAUAUUAAGAUCACUGAGGGGGUAAGACUUAUUAACUUAUAUUGCCCUAAUUUUUACUAAAACGUGGUAUUCUCUAUUUUCCUGCCAGCAUCUACUGCCUUCUUCAUAGAUACAUGUAAAUGUCUUUUUAAUUAAUUUAUUCAACUGCUAGGCUGUGAUAUAAGUGAGGAAGUAUCAUACACAUAUCAAUAUUCUCAUUUUAAUGCCACAUAGAAUGCAUUAUAUUUAUAUAAACAAGCUUUAUUAUUAUGAUUGUCUAUAAAUUAUAAUGCCAAAACUCUGGCUGGGUGAAUUAUUAUUUAAUAGAAGGGCUCCAUACCAUCCCAAUGGUUAUAUGAUAAAGCCACUUGUCAUUGUUGAAUUAGAUUCAAAUUCUUUUGGUUGUUGUAAUGAGCACCUUAUUAUGGUCUCCAGUGGAAAAUAUUUUGUGAUUUUUAUUUUUGAAAUGUUUAUUGUAUUCCUGGUACACUGCAAUAAGGCUUGUUAAUGCUGCAUUCCUUUGUGAAGUUGUACUUAUGUAUAUUAUGUAGAUUUUUUUUAAAAACAUUCAUGACAACUUAUUUUUCACUUGUAGAUAUGACCAGGUGGUCUCCAAGCAUAAAAUAAAAGUGUUGUGAGAUAACUGUAAUAAAACUGUGUUCAGUUUUUAUGGGUCUAAUACGCUCGUUUUGCAACAUAUUUCAAACCUAAAAAACAUUAUCGCCACAAAUUAACAUAAUUUAAUUAUUUUGUUACAUAGCAUUUCCGAUCCAUUGCUGUGAAGAAAACAAAAUAUUCAUCAUUUUGCUCAUUAGCUUGCAC